Messenger RNA from Dermacentor andersoni, 1547 nucleotides. RefSeq names its product cytochrome P450 1A2-like. Lineage: Eukaryota; Metazoa; Arthropoda; Arachnida; Ixodida; Ixodidae. Gene Ontology annotation, molecular function: heme binding; iron ion binding; oxidoreductase activity, acting on paired donors, with incorporation or reduction of molecular oxygen. The record is from RefSeq and is a predicted model, not a curated record.
UCCUCAUUUUAUUUCAGGUUCGAGGUCAACAGCCCGGACUUGGUGCAACUGGCCAACAUAAACCGAGGUCUGCCCGACAUGUCUCCGCUGCAGAGCGAUAUUGCCCCGUGGCUUGGUGUCUUGCAGUGGCGCCUGGAGAGGUCCUUUUGUCGCCACAUGAAUGAACUGCUGGCACUGUUCAGCCGCCUGUACGACAAGACCAAAGACGAGUAUGUUCAGGGUAAAGAACUCAACUUCGUGCACGCUAUUUUGGCUGCCAGAGAGGAAGCCAUCGAACAAGACAAGAACGACGCUAUCUACUUGACCGAAAGAAAUAUGAUGCAAAUUGUGCUGAACUUAUUCGAAGCUGGCCUAAACACUACAGUGAGUGCCGCUGACUGGCUACUUCUUGAGCUCGUACGCAACCCGAACAUCCAGAGGAAAGUCCAGAGUGAUAUCGACACUGUAAUUGGUCAGAGGCGACCAACUAUGGAAGACAGGGAUAGACUGCCCUUCACAAUGGCCUGCAUCCUGGAAGUCCUGCGACUGUACCCUCCCGCCCUGCUGGGGUUGCCUCGCCGAGUGCAGAAUGACGAAUGGCUAGGCGAUGUGCUAAUACCCAAAAACGCUAUUCUCCUCUACAACAUAUACAAAUCUGGCCGUGACCCGAGCUUAUGGGAAGAUCCAUUAUCCUUCAAGCCCCAGAGGUUCCUGGACGCUUCGACGGGUGCGCUGUUCACCAAGGACAAAUCCGCGCUGCUGUCCUUCGGACUGGGCGCCCGACGCUGCGUUGCGGAAAAGCUCGUACCGACCAUUCUCUUCUACGUUCUCGUCAGGCUGAUGCAGCGCACGACCUGGAGCCUGCCGCCUGGUGAGGUUUAUGACCCGACGCGAACCGACGGCACAACACUGCUGCUGGCACCGGCAGACCGGCGUGUAAUCGUCGCCAAGAGAAUGAAAUGAAAAGACAUCGUUUACAAAACCUUAUUGUGUGCUGUGGUGGACGAACGAAACGUGAAUGGCAUAUUGAUGUGCUUGAUUGGUACCUCGGCUUCUGCUAGGCCGUCCUUCUUUGCUGAGGAAAACAGUUUGCUCGACCCUUUAUGUGAAAAAAAAAAAAGAAGCAUCGGAGAAGUCUUUAAGCUUUUUUAUUUAAUAAACCAAUUUCACCAUGAUUAGAGAGCACGCGCAGAGGCCCUGCCGGCGUCGUAACCACAAUAGUUCCCACCGAUUCCCUUGUAACAUGGGCUCAAGGCCAAAUUGAAGGUACUGUCAAGGACAAUGAUAUUUGUGGAUGUUACCUUCGAAUUUUUAGGGGGAAGUUGACGGCUAAGUAUCUACGACCCCACCCAUAUUCAGGAUCUUUUUUCUUAGCUCUCCGUCUUUUAAUGUUGAGGUCUAAACGGGCUUGUGAUGAUACGAACAUAUCGCGUUUUAUAGUUGCCCUUAGCCCGCCAAUAAUGACUUCGCACUGGCUACAUUGCGAAAGCUACGGCAUACUUAAACUCGUCGUGAAAUGGAUUUAUGUGUUGUCAAGCUCAUUUUAUUCGGUAAUAAAGUAGACGGAA